Alligator sinensis (Chinese alligator) is the source of this 7026-nucleotide messenger RNA. It is a transcript of the gene METTL26, whose product is annotated as methyltransferase like 26. The coding region runs from base 3929 to 4240 and encodes 103 amino acids. The transcript has 6 exons. NCBI's taxonomy places the organism in Eukaryota, Metazoa, Chordata, Crocodylia, Alligatoridae. The record is from RefSeq and is a predicted model, not a curated record.
GUAACUUUUUUUUAAACUGAAAAUUGGGGAUUUUUUUUAAUCGGAGAAAACCAGGAUCCCUGGUGAUCAGUAGGUAAGGUGCUUGGCUGAUUGCAGAGGGUAGUUAGCAAGAGAGGGUCCCAUUGACACCCAGAUAAAAUAAUCCCCAUAAAAGAGAAAAACCUCCAUGUCAUUCACCAGACACUUCCUUUGUGGGGAAGACAGAUGGGAGUAGGUAUGGGGGGAAGUUUCUGUGGAUCCCAUCAGAUCUGUAUGGAUCAUGGGGAAUCGGUAUAAGACAUGUUGCCCCCUGGAUCCUGCCGGUCCCUGGAGAGCAUUGUCGAUGCACCAGCUGUGCUUCUAGAAGCAAGCUCAAUCAUGGCUGCCCCAGAGCCCUAUUAAAGUGGUACCACAUAAUUGCUUUUCAGCCUUUUGGCUAAAAUCAAGUGUGACAGGGGCACCUGAACUUCCAGUCCUAGGACUGCAUGUAGGAUGCCAGUCUGGAUAUAGGGAGCAUCUGAACUCCGAGGCCUGCAGGCCUAGGACGUUAGAUACUGGCCUGGUUGAAGUUAUAUUGGCAAUGGAUACCAGUAGGCACAGUUAUUGAGCUUUUCUCAGUUGGAUUUGGAAUUUAAUUGGCUAUUGGAAAUAAAUAAAUAAAUAUAUAUGGAAAUAUAUGUAUGUAUACAUAAGGUGGUGCCCCAUAGCACAGAAUGAGAAACAGUAUAAGUAAAUAGCCUAAGGUGAAUUUCUGUCCUUGGCCCCAGCUCACUCUGCAGAGUCUCCCAUGGAGCCAGAAUUUAGGAGCAAAGAGUGCAGGGGCAUGGUGCAAAGGUGAGCAUCAUCUCCCUCCACACCUGGCUCUGGAGGGAUGCAUGCAGUCUCAGGCAAAGACAUAUUUUGGGAGCAAAUUGAGCUCCAUUGCCACUCUCAUUCAAACACACCUUGUUCAGCCUCCGUUAUCUCUGAGGGGGCAACAAAUUUAACUUCUCCAGGCCCUGUGACACCCACUGGAAAAUCAAAGGCACUAACUGGCUCCAGCUGACUGAAGGGUUCCCCUGUACAGAGGCCAUGUGUUUCAUCAUAUACCAAGAGAGAACUGUGUCUGCUUGCAUGCAUGAGCUGUUGCAUGUGAAAGGGGCCCCUUCUAGAUCCGGUCCUAUUUGAGCUGACAGUGGUCUUGGGUAAUUUCACUGCUCAAAAUCACGGUCUUGCUCUAUUGCAUUGAUGUAACUGACUUGGAUUUGUGUCUCAUCUUAAAGGCUGAGUCUAUUUUACUCCAGACUAUGCCCAGGAAUAGGGGGGGUGAGGAACAGAUCAGCUCCCCCUUUACACAGAUCACUUCUAAUCUCCCUGCAUGAAGGAAGUAAAAGGCAUUUGAAACAGAAGAAAGGAAAUUGUUUUUCAUACUGUGCAUACUUAAGUGUGGAACUCACUGCCACAAGGUACCUGGAGAACAAGAGAAUUCACAGCGGAACAUCCCCUGUUAUAUUAGAUUAAAAAAUUACAAGGGCUGUUACCUCUCAAGCAUCAGAGAUUGGGGCAAACUCUGGCUGAUGAGAGUGAGGAAGAAAAUGGUGCAGUUAGUUUGUAGUUUUCUACCCUGGGGUUUCUCCUUGAAGUAUCUGCUGCUGGUCAGUGCCAGGAACAGAGGGAGGGGAGCCAUCAGUGUGACUGCAGAAAAGCUCAGCUUGGCUUAGCAGAGAACUCUUCAGUGAGCUUAAACACAAAAAGGAAGCUUAAAAGAAGUGGAAGCUUGGACAGUUGACUAGGGAGGAAUAUAUUCUUAUACUGCUUGGGCAUGCAGGGAUGAAAUCAGGAAGGCCAGAGCACAAUUGAAAAAUCUUGCCUGAUUUUAGGCAGGGUAAUGAUUUGCUGGGCCUCAAGUUACCGCAGGGGAAAGGAAAUUAGUAGCAACAAUACCCUGUGGUUCCCUUUCAUUCAGGGCUCUUGAAGGUGAGUAAAGUAUCAUCAUCUCUCUUUAGACUAAUGGGAAACCAAGGUGCAAAGCAGUGAAGUGACUUGUCUAAGGUCAUAUAAGUCAGUGGCAGAGCUUGCAUUUGGCUUGGCUCUCCUGACUUCCAGUUUCUUAUUAUAAACGCUAGAUGCUGCUGCCCGGACUUCUCUGUCCCAGCCCCCUGGGUUGUGAGAGAACUACGCCUCCACAGAGCAGCCCAGGCAAGGCUGACUUGCAGUUUCUUGUUCAGACUCAACCAGAAGAUGCCUAGUCACUGCCCUUUUGAUCAGGUGCUGCCUGGCUUUGCCUCAGUGGAGAGCCAGGUUCAGAGGUGACCUUGGGAAUUCCUGCUUCUCCAGGCAGUGAGGCGCUGGAGCCUCAUGAAGGUGACACUAGUGACUGUUUUUUUAGGGCAAGGUGCAUUUCCCUGCGCUCAUGGGCACCCUCUAGUGUCCAUCGCAGCAUUGCAGGCAGUUGCCUAGUAGGGGGACAGGGAAGGAGUCAAAUGAGGGGUAGAGACGAGUCCUGGUGAGGAGCCAGGGGAUACCCUGAAGAAUUAGGGUCAGCUGUCAGCCCAUGUCACGAAGCCAGGCUGAUGGGAGUGGGGGGUUGUAUGCAGAAAGAGAUGCCCCAUGUGUCCUGGUCUGCCUGGUGAGGGCAAAGGCAAAGCCCAGCCCAUGCUAAGGAUGCCAGAGCCUAGUCUCCUGACAACGCAUGUGAGCUUGUUCCUGUUUGCUGAGGCCUUUGUAUUUUGAUGGGUGUCCUGAAAAGCAGGAGAUGUUUUAACCUGGCCUGACAGAGCACAGAGCUGGGGUCAUGUGGAUCCCCUCAGUGCCAGGUGCUGCACAUGGGGGAGUCCCUGGCCAGGUUUGGGGGUGAAGGAAUGCAGGCAGAAGUGGACAGCAACCUGGAGAGUAAAGGCACAGCAUGCCAGAGAUCCCACUGGAAGCAUUCACUGCCUUUCUAACUGGAUGGUUCACCCAGAUGGAGUAAGAAAGGCCACUGGUCCAGGAUCUGAGAGACCUGGGUCCUUGCUGUGCCAGGGCUGCGGUGUGACUUCAGGCAAGUCACAGUCAGGGCUAAUCACCAUGGGUAAUAUUAUCUUCCCUCAAAGGGCUAUUGUGAAGCUAAAACCCAUUUGGGAUGAUGUGGCCAGUGAUAACUCCAGGGCUUUAUCUGGACAGACACAGGAACAUACCUGGGUGGGGGCUGCUAGCAGGGUGGGCUGGGCAAAACUACCUACAGGGAAUGUUGCCUGAUUGGCCCUUUGCUGCAGGAGAAGCUGUGAGUGAUCUGAGAUUCAUGUGUUGAUUUCUUUGGGAUGGGGAGUGAGGCAAGUUGUCAUCCCUCAUUAGGAAUUGUUGUAAUGUGAUGUGCCGGAGACAUCACAAGAAACAGAAGGAAGUGUUUUCAUGCAGAUGAGUACAGCACACACCUGAUAUGGAAAAAGCACAGAAUUUACCAACUUAUUGCAGGGAUGACAAGCUAGGCUAAGGACAGCCUUUGAAGUUCCUGACAGAGUCCCUGAUGUGAAGGGAGCACCUAGAAAAGAGAUUGCAAAACUGACAACAGGGUGGCUGAAUUACAUGGUGAACUGGUGAAUGCUGAGUACCUCAACUCCCCUGGUUCCAGUUAGAUCUGAGGGUGCUCCACACCAGACAGGAUCAGGACCCCCAUGCAGAUGCCAAAAGACAAUGCCCAGCUGCAGGCAGGAAGUUGUCGGGGUGUUUGUAAUCCUUCCCACCAGACAUGCAUUUGGGAUACGCACCAAGGAGACUGUGUUCCAGGCUGAUGAUGAAAUAAAGCUGGUGAAGUGAGAGUUGAAGGAUAAAGCUGUCGUCUAUGGCCCUGAUCCCGUGAUGAGCCACCAGUCAGCUUGGCUGUAACAGUAUCUCUGCAUACAUCGCAGAAGAGAAGCCCUCAAAUGUGCUGCCGCCAAUUCACCUGGAUGCAUCUCAGAGCUGGGAGGCAUGGGGCGUGAGGCCUGUCUCAAUGGAUAUCAUCGUCAACAUCAAUAUGAUCCACAUCACACCAGUGAUUUGCACUGAGGGCUUGUUCAAAGGAGCAGGGAAGGUGCUGAAGCCCCAGGGUGUGCUGUUUACCUAUGGGCCCUAUGCCAUCAAUGGGCAGAUCAGCCCACAGAGCAACGUGGACUUCGAUCAUGCUCUGAGGCAGAGGAACCCGGCCUGGGGUCUUCGGGACAUAGCUUGGCUGCAGCAGUUGGCUGAGGCCAACGGGAUGUGCCUGGAGAUGAUGGUGGACAUGCCAGUGAACAACAAGUGUCUUAUCUUCCGCAAGCAGUGACCCCCUGUCCCAGCCUCUGCUCCAGAACUGCCUUCUGCUUACCUGGAAUCAACUGCAUGUCAGUGUCUGUGAUGCUCUGUGUGGCUUGUGAUGUCCCCAGGGUGCUGGAAGAGUUUCUGUGGGGGCAACCCCCAGCUGAAAACUUGGCAGCAGGACUGCUGUGUGGGAAGUAUGGGUAUUACUGACCCCCUGCUGUCUGUUCUGGAAGCCCUUUGGGGAUGGGACCAUUCAGGCAGGCUCUCUAUUGCACUCUUGCCUGCUCCCCUGCUUCUGCCCCCGUGAGCUAUGUUUCACACCCUUAAUGCAGCUGCCCAUAGUCAGGCCCUAAGUGUUGAUGGGUCCAAGGAAGAGCAAACCACAUGGUUUGGGUCACCUCCCAGCCCUGAGGUAGGCCUAGCCCAGCCUCAGCCCUCUCCAUUGACUAUUUCAGAUCUCCCACAAGCCUCCUUUUCUUUAUAGUUCUUUAGUUCUUCUGCCUGUGCCUGCCUUCCCCUAAGGGCCAGUUUCUCUGACUCUGCUGAAGGUACAGUGGGCUUCAUGGCUGUGGGUCCCUAGAACAGGGGUUUUCAGCCUUUGGGGUCAGCGUACCCCUGGUGGCCAAACAAAGAGCGGGGGGGAGUGGGUGCACAGCCGAACACGGAGUGGUGGCAGAUGCUGUGUGCAAGCUUGCCCUGCGUCUGGCAGGCAGUGCAGGAUGGUGUGUGGCAUCACUUUGUCCCUGCCCGACCCUGUGUACCCCCUAGGGCAGGGGUUGUCAACUGGUAGCACGCGAGAAGGCCCUAGGGGGUACGUGCGGGCGAGGGAAACGAAGCACUGCCACGCACCAUCCUGUGCUACUGUGCAGGCACCACCCACCCAUCCAGAUGCUAGACGUGAGGGAAGCUCGCACACGGCAGCCCCCCCGCACCCCCCCACAUCUGGCAGCCAGGGGUGCACCGAUCCAAAAAGGUUGAAAACCCCUGCUCUAGGGUCUUCUCAAGUACCCCAGAGGUACACAUACCCCUCAUUGACAACUGCUGCCCCAGAAGAUUGAACCACUUAGGUAGGGACCCAGUGGAGGUGGGUGCCUUAUAUUAAGCAUCCCAAGUUUUAGUAUUCCAGCCUUUUCUCCUUAGGAGCUAAGGCAGCACGUUGAAGUGCCUGGCAGCAGGCACCCCCCUUCCAAACACUGCCCCGUGGCUCCUAGUGCUGAAGGGAUUGAAAUGCACCCGGCCAGCUGGUGUGCUGGUCUGAAUCUCCCCACCAGGGGGCAGCAACUCUUCAGAGGACAUCCCUGUUGGUUGGGGGAGAACCGGGACCUCUGAACAGCCCUACCCCGCAAUGCAGCGUGUGGGCAGCCCACGGCUCACAAACAGGUGUCAAAGAAAAAGACCUUGUUUCCAGUGGGGAAAGAGGUGGUUUUGAUGUAGAAACGAUAUCCUGUCACAUUGAUGAAGUGUUCAUCCAAAUUGGGGCUGAAAAAUAGGGGUGGGAGUUUCAGCCAUGUGGGUGCAUCAGGAGCACCAGUCCCAUUAGGUACCCAAGGGACUCGUGGUCCCAAAACACUGGGCACUUUUGGAAAUUGCAGCUUUGCUCCCUUGUAAAAGCAAUGUCCAGCAGCUGCAGAAUGACUAUGUGGGGUGAUGGUUCCCUCCAGUGGUUGAGCUAGAGCAUUGCAGUGGGCUUCAGCCCAAAAGAGGGCUGGGUGGUUGCUGAGGAGAUGGCCCUGUGGAAAGAUGUAUGCUGCUGUGCUCAUGCCCUCUCAUGGGGACCUGGCCUUUGGCCCAGUAGAUACAUGCCUGUUGCUGGUUUCUUCCUGAGCUGACUGGUGUGUGGUGUUUGUCCAGCCCUAAUGCUGAGCUUUGACCCUGGGUUGCCAGGAGGCCCAUGGGGCUGGUGCGAUACUCAAAAGGUCAGUGUAAGGAUAGUGUUUUGGGUUGACCAAGGGUCUCCAUUAGCCCAGGCCAGGCCUCUUUCUCCUGGCAGCCAUGUGUGUAUGAGGGAGUGAGGGGCCUGUAGUUCCUCAGUAAUAUAUGCAAAUAUAUAUAUACUGACAUGGGGUGGAGGUGCUGCCAGCAGAAAGGGGUGGGGGAGGUGGCGUUCUGGCCAUCCACCUCUGCUCCUCUCUGCCCCCUCCAUCCCAGUCUCAGCCUUGCUUUAGCCCAGCCUGCAGAUGACUCAUGGUUUUCUGGUCCUGAGUCCCCAAGCAGGAGCCAGUACUUUGAGGCUCUGGCAGGGGAGGGGGCUAGUAUCUUAUGCCAUGUCAAGCCCUCUCUGAUAAGGUCAGAGUGACCAGCAGCCACAGGUCCACAGCACUGACCCUCGCUGAGCCCAUCUUGGGUAGUGUCAGCAGAGAGGACACAGGAGCUAGGCCUCCUCUCUCAGCCCUAGAGGAAGGAGGCUCAGCCCCACUGACGGAAGGAAGCUUAUCCUCUGCUUUAGCUGCAGCCUGAGAGGGGCUUCCUUUUAACAGAAUAACCAAGGAAGGCUAAUGAAGGCACGAUGGUCCAUUGAGCAGACCACUGGGGACUCAGGAGACCUAGGCUUUAUUUCAGACUCUGGUCCUGCCCUGCUGGGGUACCUGGGGCUGUUGCAUCCCUGCUCUGGGCCUUGGGGUCCUCAGUGGGUCCAGCAGGAAGAGCCACAGAGCUUGGGAUCCUGCGCGUGGGAACGUACCGUACGAGAUCACUGGUGUCUGCACAGUAUCCCUCAGAAGCCUCUUGUGACAAAAUCUGUUGCUGCCACAAGAGCCCUGUUCAUAGUUUUAUUUCUGGCCAUUCUCCAAAUAAAAUCCUGUCUGGUUUUCA